CUGAGUCUCUGAAUUGUAUCCAGUUCGACAAACUUAGUGUAAUAUAAUGGAUCUGUUAAGACUCGCAAUACUCUUUACGCUACACUUAUGUUUGACAAAUGCUUGCCAGACUCGGUACAACAGAAAAAGUCCAGUACUGGAACUGAGACCUUUGCCAGCACAAAGUGGAAGUACGUUAAUAUGGUUAAAAACUUCGGUUCAAGAAUCUAUACGAUAUUGGCAAAACGAGCUGGAUAAUUUUUUGAAACCCUACAUUAACAGGGACGUUUCCGAAAACAUGGAAACUUGUAAUCGGGAAAUGCCACCAUCUAAAGAUAAAUUCUGCGAAGUAAACAUAGGUUCCGAUUUUGGUCCAUGUACACCAAAACACGGCUACGGAUACCACAAAGGAACGCCUUGCAUUUUUCUCAGACUUAAUGAAAUACCAAAAGGGUGGACACCACAGUUUUACAAUUCUUCGGUCACGCCGAAAGAAAUCCCGGAAUAUUUAAAAACCCAUAUCAAGCACAACGAAGUCUUGGGAAGAUACCAAACGGUGUGGGUUUCUUGCGAUGGGGUGAAUGCAGCGGAUAAAGAAAAUAUUGGGCCAGUGAGUUUUUAUCCAGAAAUGGGGUUUCCUGCCAAUUACUUACUUAAUAGUAACGUUAGGGGUUAUCGAGCACCACUGGUGGCUGUAUUUUUCGAAAAACCACAACGUGGAAUAGUGAUCAAUAUCGUGUGUAGUGUGUGGGCUGCCAAUAUUCCGCGUGACUUGGACCAGAAAAUCGGAAGUGUCCAGUUUGUUCUUUUGGUAGAUUAAUUACAAAAUUUGAAAACUGUCAUUCCUAAAAAAUAAAAUUUUGUACACAAA
This is a messenger RNA of Zophobas morio, 850 nucleotides long. Its product is annotated as sodium/potassium-transporting ATPase subunit beta-2-like. Gene Ontology annotation, molecular function: ATPase activator activity. The transcript is spliced from 7 exons. NCBI's taxonomy places the organism in Eukaryota, Metazoa, Arthropoda, Insecta, Coleoptera, Tenebrionidae. Gene Ontology annotation, biological process: sodium ion export across plasma membrane; potassium ion import across plasma membrane; intracellular potassium ion homeostasis. The coding region runs from base 47 to 799 and encodes 250 amino acids. The record is from RefSeq and is a predicted model, not a curated record. Gene Ontology annotation, cellular component: sodium:potassium-exchanging ATPase complex.